Wasmannia auropunctata (little fire ant) is the source of this 1688-nucleotide messenger RNA. Its product is annotated as transmembrane emp24 domain-containing protein 5-like. Gene Ontology annotation, biological process: endoplasmic reticulum to Golgi vesicle-mediated transport; Golgi organization; intracellular protein transport. Gene Ontology annotation, cellular component: Golgi apparatus; endoplasmic reticulum-Golgi intermediate compartment; COPII-coated ER to Golgi transport vesicle. NCBI's taxonomy places the organism in Eukaryota, Metazoa, Arthropoda, Insecta, Hymenoptera, Formicidae. The record is from RefSeq and is a predicted model, not a curated record. The transcript has 4 exons. Bases 144 to 836 code for a protein of 230 amino acids.
CUCCGGAGUUCGGACUGUUCGGAGCACUUCAGAGUUCAGAAUAAUCAGAAUUACGCGUGGACCGCGUGGCUGUCGAACAGGUCUCCGGCCUCAUCCGUGUGACCGCUGUCGACGUCAUUUGUUGUGAUGCCCAUCGCGCUACGAUGUCCCUCCUCAUACAGCUCGGUUGCGUGCUAUUUGGUGCGUUUUUUCUGGUCCUAGUCGCGCCGCUGGCCGACGGUUUCUCUUACGAGAAUCUGCCUGCGGUCGCGAUGGACUACAAGGUGCAUAUCGACGCCGGCAAGGAGGAUUGUUACUUCCAAUAUGUAAAUCCAGGCGCGACAUUCUACGUCAGCUUCCAGGUAUUGCGUGGUGGAGACGGAAAAGCAGGUUUUGCAGUAAGAAAUCCAGAGGGGGUUAUAGUUUAUCCUUAUCAAUGGCGUGCAAACGCAGACUAUCAGGAUCAGUCGUUGAACGGUGGUUAUUAUAGCGUAUGCAUUGAUAAUCAGUUUUCAAGAUUUGCUGCAAAAUUAGUCAAUCUAUACAUCACAGUGAUUAGGUAUGAUAAAUGGCAAAAAUAUACGCAGGAAUUAGAAGAACUGAAUCUUUCCGUUGAGAACUUUACGAAUACAAUUGUGAAUGUGGAGAAAAAUAUUAACGAAAUGCUCCAUACUCAACACUGGAGCAGAAGCAGAGAGGCGAGAGAUUUAAAUCUGCUGAUGGACAAUAAUUCUUAUGUACAGACGUGGUCAAUCGCGCAAGUGGUUGUCAUUACGUUGACGACUAUGGUCCAAGUGUAUUUCGUUAGAAAGUUGUUCGACGUGAAACCAUCUGGACAUUCCAAGACACGCAUUUAAUACUAAUGUAUUGCAGCCAAUUUGCUCCAUAAAAGUACCGUUCAAUACAUGUUGUGAUAAGCUCAUUGCAUCAAUUAAUUAGUAUCAGUUUCUAAAUAAUGGCAUAAAUUAUAACGCAUAAGUGACUCGAUUGAUGCGUUUUUAUAAUUGCUAUUUUGCAUGUUUUAUUGGUUGAUUAUAUGCCUGUACGUUAUUUUUAUGCCAUGUGUAAAUUUAUAUGCUGAUUCUUCAGAGACUGUCUGAAUGUUGAAAAUAUGUGAUGAGAUACAAGCUGAGAUUAGCCUUAAUAAAUGAAUACAUAGGUUAUAUUCAUAAUUCAUUUUUACUUCAAGAUCAUCUUAAGUAAUAUUUUAAGAUGCUAUGAUCUGUGAUCCGUUUAUAAUAGCUUAAAACUACUUAAGGCGAUCUUAAAUAUAAAAUCGGGCUAUAAAUACCAGCUAUAAACUUCUAAUUACGAAAAUAUAACGGAUUCACAUUGACAAGAUUUACUUUCUAUAAUCAAAGUUAGUAUAUUAUUUACGUCAGUUAACCACAUUGUUUUUGAUAAUUUUUAUAAAGAGUUCUAUUUCAGAGAAUAUUUCCUUUUUAUUAUCUGUUAAUAGUAAAAAUCUAAUAAUAUAUAUAAGUUGAGAGCAUCUUUAUUACAGAAGACUGUUUUGCAAUUUACAUUUGUAAAAUAUGACAUGUUCAAUGUUCGCUGACUGAUUUUUAUUCAUCUUCGUUUAUAACUUUUUAAUUUCAGACAUUCUCAUAGACCAAGUCAGAGAUAUUUAAAAAUAAAGAAAUAUAUGAAAUAAUGUUUAUAUUGUAUUUGUAUAAAAAUAAUAAAUGACGCAUACUUUUGUUACAACA